UGGCUCCCGACGGUGCUCAUCCUCCAUGGCGGCCAAUCACUUCCUCCACUUCAGCCCAGGCGUCACGGGCGCGCGGACGCCGGGGGUUUAUUAGGCGGCUCGGGGGACACUAGCUUUCCGGCGGCGGGAGAGGGCUGUCGCGGGGGGAGGCCCGGAGGUGGCUGCAUCGCGACGGGGCGGCUUUGUAAAGGGAUCGAGCCAGGUAACUAACCGAGAGCUCCAGGUGUUCUGUGUGGAAAGAGUAGCUUUGAAGUCUCUUCCUUUGCCAUAGGGAAGAUGCCUCAUUGUUAGAUGCCAGACCAGUCAUCUGUGCCAAGCUGCAACCAAAAUGACUAAGUACAAGCUUGUUCUCCUGAGGCAUGGGGAAGGAGCCUGGAACAAGGAGAAUCGCUUCUGCAGCUGGGUGGAUCAGAAACUGAGCAGUGAUGGAAUAAAGGAAGCUCAAAAUUGUGGCCGACAGCUUAAAGCUCUGGGCUUUGAGUUUGACCUUGUCUUCACCUCUGUACUCAGGCGCUCCAUCCAGACUGCAUGGCUGGUCCUGGAAGAGAUGGGCCAGGAAUGGGUCCCCAUGCAGAGUUCUUGGAGACUGAAUGAACGCCACUACGGUGCAUUGAUUGGUCUCAACAGAGCCGAAAUGGCUCUGAAUCAUGGAGAAGAGCAAGUGAAAAUAUGGAGGAGAAGCUAUGAUGUUACUCCACCUCCCAUAACUGAAUCGCAUCCCUACUAUGCAGAGAUAUACAAUGACCGUCGAUACAAAUGCAGUGAUGUCUCUCAGGAUAACCUUCCAAAGGCUGAAAGUCUAAAAGAUGUGCUCGAUAGACUCCUUCCCUAUUGGAAUGAAAAGAUAGUGCCAGAACUCAAAAGUGGUAAAAUGAUCCUUAUAUCUGCUCAUGGCAACAGCAGCAGGGCGCUGCUCAAGCAUUUGGAAGGCAUCUCCGACAAGGACAUCAUGAAUGUUACUCUCCCCACUGGUGUGCCCGUACUUCUUGAACUCGAUGAGAAUCUGCAUCCUCUGGGCCCUCACCAGUUUCUGGGUGAUCAGGAAGCUAUCCAAGCUGCCAUCAAAAAAGUGGAAGAUCAAGGGAAAGUAAAAUCUGCUGAGAAGUAAAAUCGUGAAAGUUACUUUUGAAGUGUGUGUGGGGUAGUUAAGUGAUUUAUUUAUGACUGCUAGGUUGCACUGUGUGAAAAUCUCAAUUUCAAGCACUAAGUAAUCAGAAGGGACAGUUGUUGAAUCCGUUUGGCAGGUGAACCCUCUGCCUUUCAAAAACUGGAAUUCAGAUCUCAGCGUGAGAUUAUGGAUAUGCAAAAGGAAAUACCAUCAUUCAGGUAAUGGGAACUUGCAGGGCAGUCUCACUCAGGUCUAGGUUUGAUGAUGGUUCAGGAGUGGAAAUAGAGGGGUAUGUUAUUGCCAUCUACUAGACCUGAUCUGUUAGUGGGGAAAAAAGCACUGUACAGCACCAAUCUUACUGGACUACUAAGUCUAGGUUGUUACAGGUACUAACAACGUUAUUCACUGACAGAAUGACACGAUUCUUCUUCCAAUUGCCAUGCCAACUUUAUUUCUGUAUAAAUUCUUUCAGUCUUUCCAAACAUGUUCUAUUUUACACUCUUCUUUCUCUUAUUUAAAGGUUCCCCAAGGCCAUUUCAUGGUCUAGGGGUGAAUUUUAUAGAGAUGCUUGGACUGUUAGAGCUACUGCAAUCUUUUAUUACGCUAUCAUUCAAUUUUUAAGGAAUCUAGAAGAUAUCCUUCUUCCUGCACCAUCUUCACAAAGCAUUGCACAACUGUGUUUUGUUGGUUUGCAAUAAUGGGAUUUAACUCAAACUUUAACUGCAAAUUAAGCACAAGUUUUCCUGCUUGAUGUUUAAAUUAUAUCUUAGCCCCAGUAAGCAACCUUAACAGUUCUGGAACAUAAAUAACAAGUUUCUCAAGUCUCCAGUAACAUGUUAGAAUUGUUUCUUUUUUUCCUCAGUGAAACUGGAAAUACAAAGCCCUUCUCUAAGCUUUUCUGAGUUGGAAAGAACAGACAAAUCUGUUCUACAGUAAUAUUGCUGUGUUACUGUUGGUAGACCCCUCUGGGCAGAAAUGCUGCAUAGGGCACUUAAGGUGUAUUACUAAAUGCAGCUCAUGUAGUUAUCAAGCUUAGCAGUGAAGGAUGUUCUACAGUGUCUGAAAGUGUUUUCUUAUAAAGCUCUCCUCACACUCAGCUUGAUUCCUGUUGAGUGUGACUAGUGCUUUGGUAUUAAGCUUGAACUGUGAGUGCACUGUAGUGUGUUCCAGCAUUGAGAUGGUUUCAAAUUUGAGAGUGAAUUUGGGAUUGUUGUUACUUUAAUUUUAAUACGACACAAUUAUUCAACAUUUGACCUCAAUUACCAGCAUUGGUGGCACUUGUGUAUGCAGUAUUUGAGCUGAAAGUGUUUUCAGCGUGGCCCAGCUACAAAUCUCAAAAGGCUAAUAAGUUUCUUUGGUAUGAUAGUAUACACUUCCUAAAAACCUUAGACUAACUCCUUUUUGCAGUGAGCAGCUUGGUAGCUAAUUUUAUAAGUGUGAAAAUGGCUUUUCCCCUGAGGAGAGCAGUGUGACAAUUUAUGCUUCUGACACAAACUGGAAGGAGUCUUUCCAGGUCAGAUACCAGCUCACGUUAAUGUGACAGGAGCUCCAUGAAAGAUGUCUUUACUAAAUGGUACUUUCUCUUACAUGAACAAUGCUUGGGAUUUUCUUUGGUUUUGUUUUAGUAGCCCUUGCAACAGGAACAAAGUUACUUGUUUGUUUUUCUUAAGAAUAAAAUUGGUAGGUUUCUUUUUCCUUUGUACAAGCCAGGGUAUUCAUCUCGUUUUCUCUGAAACCCUGUUAGCAGCUUUCCUACUACUAUAUUUGUAACUCUGCUUGACUUUAUGGGUUUUUAGUUUUCAGUGCAUAGUGACUCAGAGUCUUAGUUGAUACUUGGUGUUAAGGAGUUGCAUUGUUGAUGACAAAACAUACUUGUCCUCCCUCACUGCACUGACUGCUGGCACUGAUUAGAUUUCACUAGACAUCCAGUUAUGUUCAUUGCCAAGAAAAAAAUUACUUUAGAUUCAUUAACAAGACAAGCCUUGCCACAUGUCAUCAGUGGUAGCAGCAUGUGUCAGGAUGUGGGCUUAGAAAACAU
Centrocercus urophasianus (Greater sage-grouse) is the source of this 3146-nucleotide messenger RNA. It is a transcript of the gene BPGM, whose product is annotated as bisphosphoglycerate mutase. The record is from RefSeq and is a predicted model, not a curated record. Bases 329 to 1108 code for a protein of 259 amino acids. The transcript has 5 exons. Gene Ontology annotation, biological process: glycolytic process. Gene Ontology annotation, molecular function: intramolecular phosphotransferase activity. NCBI's taxonomy places the organism in Eukaryota, Metazoa, Chordata, Aves, Galliformes, Phasianidae.